Messenger RNA from Zingiber officinale, 1666 nucleotides. Its product is annotated as serine/threonine-protein kinase RIPK-like. The record is from RefSeq and is a predicted model, not a curated record. The transcript has 5 exons. Lineage: Eukaryota; Viridiplantae; Streptophyta; Magnoliopsida; Zingiberales; Zingiberaceae. Gene Ontology annotation, biological process: protein phosphorylation. Gene Ontology annotation, molecular function: ATP binding; protein kinase activity. The coding region runs from base 151 to 1446 and encodes 431 amino acids.
AUCAACAAUUACCUUCACAUCUCCAUCUCCUUCCAUUAAUCCCCUCUGCUUCUUCUUCAACGCUUAAUUCCCAUUCCCUACUUCUCCCAGUAGCCACCUCCAUGAGCUACUACUGUCUCUCUCCCUCUCUGCAUUGAUUGAUGCGGCAGGAUGACGUCGAAGGUCCCCUGGUGGUCGACUCUGCUCCCCGGGUGCUGCGGCAGUGAGAACAAGAGCCGGGUGUCCAAGGCAACCGCGAAGGCAAAGGCGCCGAUGGAGAAGCAGUCAUCCUUCUCCGACAUCAGCUCCUCGACUGGCAUGCUGUCCCCUGAGGACCUGUCGGUAUCUCUGAUCGGGUCAAACCUCUACGUCUUCACGUUGGCCGAGCUGAAGGAGGCAACCAAGGGCUUCUCCUUGAGCAACUUCCUCGGGGAAGGCGGCUUCGGGCCGGUCUACAAAGGAUUCAUCGACGAUAAGGUGAAGCCGGGGCUGAAGCCUCAGCCGGUGGCUGUGAAACUCCUCGACUUGGACGGAGGGCAGGGCCACAAAGAGUGGCUGGCCGAAGUGUUGGUUCUUGGACGUCUCAGGCAUCCUCACCUUGUCAAACUGAUAGGCUACUGCUGUGAAGAUGAACAGAGGCUGCUCGUCUAUGAAUUCAUGCCCAAGGGAAGCCUGGAAAACCACCUCUUUAAAAGAUAUUUUGCCUCUUUGCCAUGGUUGACACGGUUAAAGAUUGCCCUGGGAGCGGCCAAGGGAUUAGGAUUCCUCCAUGAAGCCGAAAAGCCAGUCAUAUACCGGGACUUCAAGGCUUCAAACAUCUUGCUAGAUUCUGAGUACGAAGCGAAGCUGUCGGACUUCGGCCUGGCCAAAGACGGCCCUGAGGGAGAUGAAACUCAUAUCACCACCCGGGUGAUGGGCACGCACGGGUACGCCGCGCCGGAGUACAUCAUGACCGGCCACCUGACGUCGAAGAGCGACGUGUAUAGCUUCGGCGUGGUUCUGCUGGAGCUUCUCGCCGGCCGCCGGUGUGUCGACAAGGCGCGGCCGAUCCGGGAGCAGAACCUGGUGGAGUGGGCGCGGCCGUGCUUGAACGAUCCCCGGAAGCUGGGCCGCAUCAUGGACCCCAGCCUCGACGGCCAGUACUCCAUCUCCGGCGCCCAGAAGGCGGCCGCCCUGGUGCAUCAGUGCUUGAGCCAGGGUCCCAAGCGCCGUCCUCACAUGUCCACGGUGGUGGACACCCUGAAGCCGCUCCUGGAGCUAGAGGACGCGCCGGUGACCCCCUUCGUGUACGUUGCGCCGGGGACGGACGACGACACAGGCAACGAGGCAACAAAGAAGGAGAAGGACCAAUUGCGCCGGCGUGGACGCGGGCAAAAACUGAGAUCGCCACGGGAAGGGAAACUCUCCGACGCGGCCUUUUGCCGAGAGGUAGGUAAUCGACUGCGGAGAAACUCGGCAUUGCAAUAGCAGCAGCAGAGGCAGAUGGAUAAAUGAGGCGGAAUCAGAGUAAAGGCAUUAAUGCUCUGUUCAAGCAAAGUAAGCCAUUUACAUGAAUGUGUUUGUUAUAUGUUACGUAGCAAUCUCUCCGUUGAGGAGCUUCAAAUUGAGUGCUCCAAAUAACUAUUCCCUUGCUUGCGUCCAAGUACACUUAUUGAUAGUUUUAUUGAAUGUGUUAUUGCGCGUGCUA